AAUUUCAGGGGUUUAGGGUUUAAGGAUCACUCAACAGCUUCCUUGACCAGAUUUCGGGUUUUAGAAUGGCAGGAGUUUCUAUCUCGGAGUGCAAGGAAUACCUUGUUGCAGCUUUCCGAGCUGAUAAUUUGUGCAGAUUGGCAUCCUUAGGUGUGUCGCUGGUUUCUUUGUGCGUCCUUCGUUCAGGGUUUUCAUUUUUGAUUUCUCGCGAACGCAUAUGUUCUUUCUGGGAUUAAGUGCAGUAGUGGCUUUUAUUCACCACUUUGUCAUGAUCAAUCCGACGAUUCGACGGUAAUUGUAGAUUGCGGAGAGGAGUUUCGGAGCUGGUUGAGCGCGUAAGACCUGCGAGCGCACCUCCGUCACGAAAUCAUGAUGCUGCGGAGGCGUGGAGUGAGCUCAAUAGUGAGAGCCGUAGAUGCGUCGUGGCGCUGGAGAUGCGCACAGAUUCAGUCGUUUCAAAGUAUUGAAUCUUCCAAUACAGCUUCUGAUGAACGUGCUUUACAACGCCACAUUCAUGGGAGGAGUGUCUCGAAUUUCUCUACAGUUGGAGAGCCUUGUCUGAUAGCUGCUCCAGAGGUACCGUCCGUGUGGCGAACAUUCCUUGCCAGUGGUCAGGUUUUCCAAGAAGAAGUGGUAGUGGGGGAAGUGAAGGUGAGUUUUGAGACCGGGAAGCUAGCCCGGUUUGCAGCAGGGGCUGUCGUGGUAAGAGUUGGCGAGACGAAAGUGCUGGUUACAGUGGUGGCCGACCACAAGCUGGAUGCAGGCAAGGACUUUCUGUCCUUACAGGUGGAAUACCGCGAGAAGCAAUAUGCUCAAGGGAAAAUUUCGGCCACAUUUAUGCGGCGUGAAGGCGCGCCUAAAGAAAGAGAACUUCUGUGUGGCCGCCUUAUAGACAGGUCGGUUCGACCACUUUUUCCUCGGAGUUUUUUCUAUGAUUCUCAGAUUAUAGCCAAUGUGCUAUGCUCGGACGGUGAGCAGGAUCCUGAUGUCCUUGCUGUUAAUGCAGCCUCAGCAGCCCUUAUGCUCUCAGAUAUUCCCUGGAAAGGUCCAAUUGGUUGCGUGCGGAUUGGUAGGGUGAAGGGGAAGUUCAUCGUUAACCCCAACAUGGAUGAGUUGAGUGUGAGUGACUUGAAUCUGGUAUAUGCAUGCACGACAGAGAAAACGGUGAUGAUCGAGACGCAGGCUCGUGAGAUCACAAAUCAGGAUUACAUAGCUGCUCUACAUCUGGCACAUGCCGAAACUACUAAGUUGAUCCCUCCGCAGCUGGAAUUGGCUGCUAAAGUGGCAGUGCAUAAGCGGCCUCUGCCAGUGCUUAAUGUUCCACCUGAAGUGUUAGAGAAGGUCAGGUCUCUGGCUGAGGUUGCUAUCGAGCCUGUGAUGGGCAAUCCUCUAUUUGGCAAAUUUGAGCGUUGUCAAACUCUAGGCAAGAUAGAAGAGGAUGUGAGGAAUGUAUUAGUUGCUGAAAGCGACGAAGUAUCCGUAAAGCUUUUGCCCUAUGCAUUUGAUGCAGUGAAAAAGGAGGUGAUGCGGCGAAACAUCUUCGACAAAGGCAUAAGGGUGGAUGGGCGAGGCCUUAAUCAGGUGCGUGAAUUGCAGUGCGAUGCUGGGACGUACCCGUCCCUCCAUGGCUCCUCGUUAUUCUCCAGGGGUAACACUCAGGUUCUGUGCACAGUCACCAUGGGUACACCUGACGAUGCCCAACGUUUAGACUCUCUUGUCGGAGUCGACCGGAAGAGAUUUAUGGUUCAUUAUAGUUUCCCUCCAUUUUCCAUCAAUGAGGUAGGGCGUACAGUUGGUCUAAACCGACGAGAAGUUGGGCAUGGUACACUGGCAGAGAAGGCAUUGGUUGCGUUGCUUCCUCCAGAAGAGGAUUUCCCUUACAGUGUUCGUGUCACCUCAGAGUGUUUGGCAUCAGAUGGGUCAUCUUCCAUGGCUACGGUUUGUGGUGGUAGUCUGGCAUUGAUGGAUGCAGGUAUUCAUUUACGUUCACAUGUUGGUGCUGUCUCGGUAGGGCUGGUGAGCGUCAGUGAUCCAGCAACGGGGCGUGUAACCGACUACCGAAUUCUUACUGAUAUCUUAGGGUUAGAAGAUCACCUUGGUGAUAUGGAUUUCAAAAUAGCUGGAACCAAGAAAGGUGUCACAGCCGUCCAGCUUGAUAUAAAACCUGCGGGCAUCCCAUUGCACAUUCUGUGUGAGGCGCUGGAGCCUGCAUUAGUCGGCCUCAGGGCUCAAACAUUAAGAAUAUCCAGAGAGUUACUGAUGCACGGAUAAGUGUAUCGGGAGAUGGAGUAGUGACAAUUUUUGCCAGGGAUCAGGCUUCGUUUGACCAGGCAAAGCAAAUGGUUGAAGCAUCAGUAGGGAAGGAAGUGGAAGUGAGAGGCACCUAUUUAGCUCGAGUAGUUGCGAUCAAG
Messenger RNA from Physcomitrium patens, 2411 nucleotides. NCBI's taxonomy places the organism in Eukaryota, Viridiplantae, Streptophyta, Bryopsida, Funariales, Funariaceae. The record is from RefSeq and is a predicted model, not a curated record.